AUGAGCUCGACGGUGUUGGGGUCAUUUUCCAGGCAGUCGUUGAUAGAAGAACCUCAGAGUUGUAGUGCUUGCAAUCAACCAGACACUUACGAAAAUAUCAUAGAUAACUACUGCAGAGCAGAUUUUGUGAUUAAGACCAAGAUUCGCAAGCUCCAGAAAAGCAAACUGGCUUGUAAACGUGCUCGCAUCCUCAAGAUCCGAGAUGGCGUAAGCCGCAAGGAAGUGCGCAGACCAACCCUUCAACAUGCGAAUAUGACAUCAUGUUGCGGCGAACUGGCGAGGCAUGCUGGCAAGAAAGCUCGCCUACUCAUCAUGGGCACCAGAGAUGGUGAAGGACUCACACCCACCUUCAUCAUGGAAUGGCAAAACACAGUAGCUUUCAAAGGAGCCGUUAAGGCUAUGAAAAAAAUCGAUUGCUCUAAUCCCCAAAUUAUUUCGGAAACUGUGGACGGUAACACGGAUGAGAAUGAACGCAGACGAAGAGCAGGACGCUCCAAGAAGAACAAGAAAAAGCACUCAAAGAAGGCCCAUCGUACUAGUGGUACUCUCGCUGUGGUCAGUGGAGGUUCACCCACUUUCCACACGUAAUGUUCAUAUAAUUUGAGCCACCUCGCUCGGCAGACAUUCGCAUACAUUAAGCGUUUUUGAAACAUCAAAACAAUUUGGUGAACUUAGUAUCAAUAUAGGAAUAGGUACUUUUCAAAAUUAUUUUUCUAGAAUGAAUAUUUCACAUUUAUGACCCAUGAACACACAAUUGAAACACUGAAGCAAGAUGGAAGAUAUUUUGCUUGAACAAACAUACCAUUUUAUCUAAUUCAAGUUCAGAUAAGCUGAUUAAGAAGAUACAGUUAGUAAUUAUUAUUUACAUAAAUGUGUUAGACUUGAUUUUUUUUUGUUAGUAGGUUAUGCUAAAAUUUAACUUGAGGAUAAUAUUUAAAAAGAGUGGACUAUAAUUUGUUUAAAAUUCGCAUCGCUUUAGAUGUAAUAAUUAAUAAGACACAUAGCUUUCGUUACCAUAUUUUUUCCCCAAUGUUAUAAAAUGCAUUUUUCUCGAAAUGUUUAGAGUCAAUAAACGUUUCUUCAAGAAAUCUCUUAAUACAGAAAGAAUAAAUGAUUUAAAACGUAAAAGUAUCACGAGUAUUUUGAACUGACAGGUUAACACAUCAAAUAACAAUGAACAACUUAGGACCUUAUUGUAAAAUCAUAUCCUUUAGCGAGAUGUAAUUUGCUAGUUAUACGGGAAUGUAUUUUAUUGUAUCAGUGGCAACAUUUAAAAAAUUUCCCUCAUCAUUGCUUAGUAUGUAUUCAAUCCGUAAUAGAAGAAAUUCGUCACUGAGGCUUGGAAUACCUAAAGCUUGUAUACCAUAAAAGUUUUUGAAAUAGAAUCUAUAACAUGAGCAGGAAUGUUGAAGAUAUAUAUCAUGUAAGGAAGAAUUAAUAACUGAUAGACAGUGUAAGUAAAUAAAAUGUUUGACAAAAUCAAGAAUUACAAUACAAUACAAAGAUUCAACAAAGUAGUCUGUGAAAUCUUUCAAAUUAACAAAAUAUUUUAGAAUAAAUACCUUGUGUUAAUGAGCCGUUAGCAAGAAAUAAAAUCCAAAUUGAAAAUUUGUUUUAAUCAAGAACGUUUUUAAAAUUUUCACUAUGCUCUAAAGUUUUAUAUAAAUGUACAGAAAACUUACGUACAAUUAUUUCACAGUUUAAUUUUUAUUUUAUCAUAACUAACUGUACAUUGUGGAAAUAUCAAAUUCUGCACCAAGAGUCAACGCCUUCCCCGUGAUCCUGUAGGCAAACUCCACAACUUGAGAUUCAAAAACUGAAUUUCAGGGGCAAAUUCCAUAUUAAAUGUUUUCGAGCGAUUUUCACAUUGUUCUUAUUUUAAUUUUGUAGAAGAUAUCGUAUUAUACUAUACAUCAUUUCUAAGGAACUACCACCAAACUAUUUUCCUUUGGGACUUUUGGUUAUAUUUCUAGUUGCUAAAAUUUAAUUUCCGAAUUGUUUUGGAAGUUCGAUUUCCGAACGGUUUUGUUUGAGCUUAGUAUGCCCGUUAUUUUCAUAUUAUGUGAAAUAGUUCGCAUUUACAUGUUCCAUUCUUUCGUAGAUAUCUCAUAAAAACUUCCUUCAUAUAUUAAAAAAGGCCGAGGGAAGAUCGUUCGUUUAGAGUGAAGUAUAAUUACGGUUUUAAUAAAGCUGAGUGGAAUUGUGCGAAAUUUUCCUGCAGGACUGCAGAUGAUUUUCCUUUGCACGCUCCUUUACCCAUCCUAGUCGGAGUUUCGUUACACCUCUUCACUAAAGUCCUUGUUUAACGAGACAUUUUUACAAAAGCACUUAAAUUGUAACUGAGAAUUCCUUUUAAUUAACUUCUAAUUAAUAAUUAAACUUCUAAUAUUGGAUUCAAGCCUUGGACUGCAAUGAUUAAUUCCACAUCAAAAGGUUUCGAGCGGUUUUUGUAUUUAAUCUGUUUUAAUAUUUCUAAAUGUAGUGAACCGUUUCGUAGAAAUAUCUUUCUAAGAAACUAUAUUAUUUUUUUGUCAAUGGCAUUUUUGUUAUAUUUGCAGUUGUUGAAAUUUUUCAUUUUAUAGCGGAUUUGAAAAAAAAAUCUUAAUCAUGUUUUCUAAUUCUAAUUAGAUGCAUUUAUAUCCAUGUAUAUGUUUAAAAAUCGUUUUUCGUUUAGAUAUUUAAAAACUUCUUUAAAAUAUUCAGAAAACUUAGAAGACCGCUUGUUGAGUAGAAUUGAUCUAUGGGAUUAACGAGGCCAGAUCAAAUCAAUCUAUGAUAUUAGUCUAUGGAUCAAAGAGAUGAAUCUAUGGAUCUAUGAGAUUAACGGGACCGGAUGACCUACAGUAUUACAGGGGAUGGAGUCCUUUGUGUGGAUUUAAUCUAUCUUAGUGCGGAGUUUGAUUGUACCAUUCACUGAAAUUAUUAAACUAUAAUAUAUUUUUAGAAAAAUUUCCAAACUGAGAUUAAAAAUCCACUUGAUUCUUGAAAGUUUCAUGCAAAAGAAUGGAUUAAUUCCUAUUACCUUAAAUGCAUGGAUGUUUGCCGAGGCAGGCGGUUUCAUGAUAGGGGAAACUGAAUCCCAUAUUUUUAUCAACUGUGCGAAAUAAUGGUUGCUGCAAAUGUGGACUUCAUCAAAAGCGAACUCUGCAGUCAGUGAGCCAGCCGCCCUUUUUUUCUUUUGGCAACUGUGUGGUUUGUGUGUAACUAGUGCAAAAUGGCAUUGUAAACAAAACAAGAAAGAUGCAGGAAAAACAAAACUGAACUGAACUUUGUGUAUCGGCAAAAUGUCGAUAUCGAACGUUUUGUUAUAUGCCUUCUUAUGAUACGUAGUUAUAUGAAAGUGAGCUUCAUUUUUUUGUUAUACAUAAUAUGUAAUUGUUGCUAAGCUUUGAUUUAUAACUGGAAUUGUGUUUACAGUUUUUCUACUAUCGCAGUUUUGAAUUUCUAUUUUUAAUAUUUUUUCUUAUGAUUUAUUCUCUGUGAAUGUAGUACUCUUAACAUGACAUAAUUUUAACAUGGGUAUUAACAGUCAAAAUGUUUUAGAACUUUUGACUUGCAAAUAAUUUGUUAUCUAGAAGUCUGUUCAAUUCAUAUGUAGUGCCAGCAUGAAUUUAGAAUAUGUUAAACUAUUACGGAAGAAAAAGAUUUAAAAAAAGAGAAAUAUCUCGAUUUUUUAAUAUUGUGCCAAUUAUUGAUAUAUGAAUAUUGUGCAAAAUGCUUGUAAUAUUCAGAGCCAAUAUAUAUUGAAUGAUUUUGAAAUUAUUCGGCUUAAAAUAUUCUAAGCAAGUCGUAUUAUUUGAAGUUCAGUUUUAAAUUUGUAUUUUCAUUUAUUAAUUUCAAUAAGAAAUAUAACGAUAUAUUAAAGUAUAUUAUAUCUCUCCUUAGCAAUUAAAUUAUGUUGUAAUAUUAAUGAUUUGAGGCAACAGUAGAAGCAAUUAAAAAUGAUCGAAUUCUUUUUAAUUAAAUAUAUCUAUGUAAAUCUGGAAAUAUUUUUACAAUGUUUACUUACUUGUGAUUUUAUCUAAUUUAAAAAGAAACAUUUUACUUAAAAUUAAAACUUCUGCCUUAUUUUCAAAAUAUCUGGAAUAAAGUUAAAAAUUUGAACUAAUUUUAUGUAUUUUUAAAAUAUUUUAAGUGUGAAAAAUUUGUGUUCUCGUUGUUUUAUAUGCAUUUUAAAGAAUUAUUUUCUAUUUUUUUAAUUAAAUUAUAUUAAAUACAAAAGGAAUAUUUCUUCUCGAAUAUAAAUAAGUCCUACGUUCUCUACCUACUGUUAGUAACUUUAAAUGCUCUUUUGUGAAAAUCUAAUUAAAUGUUUCUCAUGAGUUCUGUUUAAUUACCUAGAAGUUUUAAUCAAAUUUGUCAAAAUAUUUCAUAAUACUUUUCAUGUGCUUUAUAUUACAGCUCUGAGUUCCCGCUUCUGUGGGUCAGAAAUUAAUUAUUAUUAUUUUAAUUGAGCACAGUUUGUAACUUGCUACAGUUUGAAAUGACAUGAUUGAUGCAAUCAGUUCUUAAUGUUAAAUUACAUUUCUGUUAAGCAUUUACAAUCUGAAAUAUGCAGUUGUAGUCCCCUUCCUUAAAGUGUAACAUCUUAUGUUUGUGAAACAAUGUAUAAAAUCUGCUUAGAAAUAUAAAUCAUAAUAAAUUUAAUAAACUAAUCUUUUGAUAUAAUAUUUAAACUGAAUAUAAUAACCCAUUAAGGCAACGUAUCAUAUAAAAUUAAUACUAUGAAAUUCUAUUGCGCUGCUUGAACUGCUUAUUAGAAUCAAGCUUUAAAAAUAAGCCUGUGUAUUUUGUCUCUAAUUCAUAACUAAAUUCUAAACUGAAGAAGUAUCGGAUCUUUAAAUACAUUUACAUAAGCAGAAAUUUGUCUGUGUUUAAAAAUCCUUAUUGAAACUCUUGUAAGGUGUUAUUUCAUAUAAUUUCUAAAUUGUGCAAAUAUUGCAUCGAAACAAUUUCUUUAAAAUUAAGUACUAGAUACAUAAGCUCUUCUGAAUCUUCGGCUUUGAUUUUAAAAUACAUAACUAAACAAUUCAAUUAUACAAUUGCAUAGAUUUUAUAUUUAAUGUUCUUCAUAUUAAAAAUAAAUUAAGGCAUAUAAUUUUUAAGUAUACUUAAAGUUAUUAAAAUGCGUAGAUAUAUUAAACGUCAGUUUAAAGAAAUUAGAAACUGACGAAAACCAUGUUAUUUAAAGAAUAGUCAAGUUAGCUUGUAAUCUACGUGCAUUUGUAUAAUUUACUUUAAUAAUGGAAAACAUUUUAGCGUAAGUUUCUCUUAAAUGCAUGAUUUGUUUUAACAUACAUGUAUCAGCUUAAUUUCUUCCUAAAUGUUUUCAAUUUAGACCAUCAUACAUUUCAAAGUAAUAUAUAUUCAGUGUUACUUCUACCGUUUUGCGAAGUACAUUUGAAUUACAAACAUCUGAAUCGUAAGUUUGUUAACAAUGUAUUUCUUAUAACUCAACCAUCUCAUCUACGAAUUUGAAGAUCAAUUAUUUGUAAUUCUCACCAUUACUUAAUAAUAAGAAUUUCUCUGCACUGGUCUAAAGCGGAUUAAGUGUUAGUGUACUCGAAAUUUUGCGUUAUCUUCGAAUCCAGUGUGAAUAAGAAUAAUUUAUAAUGUACUUUAAGAUAAAGAUUAGUUUUUGUACACUACUAAUUUUAAAUACACUUUUUAUAAUUAGGAAACAAUAUGUGCGGUUGAAAUAAUUUUGAUCGAAUAAAAAAUAUUUUAUGAACUCUUCAGUCAUUCGUAAAAACCAAAACAAUUAUACUACACUUAAUGCAGAAAUUUUAUGCUGCCAUUUAAACUGAAAUCUAAAUCUCUUAGCAUAAGAGUGAAAAAUAUGGUUUUAUCCAAAGAAAUUAUCACUAUAUGGCGAUAAACUUUCAGGCAUCAGAGUGGUCGAGUUAUAAGAUAUAUCCUCUAUUAAAUAAAGAUGAAACAUCAAUGCAUGUAUCAUGGAAUACAAUAUUAGGAAGGGGCCAACUUUAUCGAAGAAACAGAAAUAUGUAUCGGUUUUGAACCCCGGAGUAUACUAUGCUUUUCUGAAUAAAACAGCCUAUUUUUAAAUA
Stegodyphus dumicola is the source of this 6068-nucleotide messenger RNA. Its product is annotated as secreted frizzled-related protein 2-like. NCBI's taxonomy places the organism in Eukaryota, Metazoa, Arthropoda, Arachnida, Araneae, Eresidae. The record is from RefSeq and is a predicted model, not a curated record. Gene Ontology annotation, molecular function: protein binding.